AUGAAUCAGUUGGACGACGUGGAUAUCCCAAGUUGUAAUAAGACACCGACUGCGGGACACUUUUGCCGACCGUGGUGUGUUCCACCGAUCAUCCUCAUCACUAAACCUGGUCUUCAAAAGCCUGUCAUUUCUCUCUCCCUUUUCGUCCAGGUGCACAAUCUGUCUCCCCUUCCACCUACUCCUGGCACUCCCCCUCUUCUCUACCUAAGGGAGAGGGGAGCGCAGGACAGCGGAGGGGCGAGAGAGCGAGACUCUCAAUGA
Molecule: messenger RNA, 261 nt
Organism: Hydatigera taeniaeformis
Lineage: Eukaryota; Metazoa; Platyhelminthes; Cestoda; Cyclophyllidea; Taeniidae
Source: the annotation of a GenBank genome assembly